AAUGCCCCACGCCAGGUUGCUGCUCCUCCUCGCCCUCCUCUGUGCCACCGAGACCAGCCGGGCUCUCCGCCUCUACAACACCGCCUCCAUCUUCAGCUGCCUCAACGCGGCCCUCGCCGAAGCCCAGAAGAGCCAGCCGGAGGAAAACGCCGUCUUGGACAAGCGCAGCUUUGACUCCCCAUCACCAGAGGAGGCAUCUGAGGAGGAGGAGGGGGAGUUCGCAGUGGAUGAAGAGAUGGGGAAAAGGACGUUCCCGGGGGAAGGCCAUUACAAAUACGUCUCCCAGGCCCAGGUGAAGGGAAAGACGUACCAAAACCGGGCCAAGAGCGACCGCCGCACCAAGGUCACCCUCUCCCUCGACGUCCCCACCAACAUCAUGAACAUCCUCUUCAACAUCGCCAAAGCCAAGAACUUGCGGGCGAAGGCCGCCGCCAACGCGCACCUCAUGGCCCAAAUUGGGCGGCGGAAGUGACCCCACACUGGGCAGGGGGGGACUCGGA
Messenger RNA from Leptosomus discolor (cuckoo roller), 500 nucleotides. It is a transcript of the gene UCN3, whose product is annotated as urocortin 3. The record is from RefSeq and is a predicted model, not a curated record. Gene Ontology annotation, molecular function: corticotropin-releasing hormone receptor 2 binding; hormone activity. Gene Ontology annotation, cellular component: extracellular region. NCBI's taxonomy places the organism in Eukaryota, Metazoa, Chordata, Aves, Leptosomiformes, Leptosomidae. Gene Ontology annotation, biological process: hormone-mediated signaling pathway; cellular response to nutrient levels; adenylate cyclase-activating G protein-coupled receptor signaling pathway.